This is a messenger RNA of Diutina rugosa, 2229 nucleotides long. RefSeq names its product anaphase promoting complex subunit 5. Lineage: Eukaryota; Fungi; Ascomycota; Pichiomycetes; Serinales; Debaryomycetaceae. Gene Ontology annotation, biological process: anaphase-promoting complex-dependent catabolic process; positive regulation of mitotic metaphase/anaphase transition; protein K11-linked ubiquitination. The coding region runs from base 1 to 2229 and encodes 742 amino acids. Gene Ontology annotation, cellular component: anaphase-promoting complex. The transcript has a single exon. The record is from RefSeq and is a predicted model, not a curated record.
AUGCUCCUAUUGUGUGAGGACUUGUCACCGCAUCGCAUUGCAAUCCUAAUACUUAUUAAAUCGGUGGUGUCUCAAAGUCCGAAAGUAAAGCUUCCUUUACUUCCACUCAUCCAGCUUCUCGAGAAUGAUAAGAGUCUGCUAGCCCCUGAGAGCACGGUGCAAAUGAUGCCUACCGUUAAUGAUUUGCUCAAUAUUAUCGAUUCUAAUGAAUUGAAGAACGUUCUCAGCUCACAGCUUUGGCUGAUUAUGACGCCUGAAGACCUAGAUGCUCAAAUCAGGUCGGCGUUCGAUUUGAUCGUGUCUGAUCAGGUGUAUACCUCGAACGGUAAGAUUCAGAUUAACAAGGUCAGUAUAAUGGGAAAAUAUAUCAGCAUGAUAUUUCAGGCAUUCAAAGUGCUCAAAUUUGACGAGAUGGCUGUUUUGUUUGAUGCUUUUGUCCAAUACCGUGCGCCUUUACCCCCCCCAUCGUUAGUGAAUGCAAAGCUGAAUCAAAAUAAUCCUUUGUUUAAUACUCUCACAACUCACUUGAUUGACCUUGGUAUUGGGUCCUCGAAGCCGGAGGAGGUGAUCUCUGUCCCAAAACAUGACUUUGAAACCUUGAUCAGCAACCAAAUAUACUUGCUUGAAAAGUAUGGCACUCCAACACCAGCAAAACUAAAGGUCGUCAUGGAGCUGAUGUCUAAUCCUGAAGUUGGGCUGAUUGGGAAUUCAAAUUUUUUGAAUCUUCCUCAAUAUCAUUAUCUCCGAUUUCUCGAAGCUCUUCUCGUUCGCGAUUACCACCUUGCACAGAACUCACUUCACCAAUAUUUCGACUACAUGGUUGCGAAUAAUUCGAAACAUUAUUAUCAUUAUGCGCUCAUCCUGAAGGCCCUGUUUCACGAAGACUUUGGAGAGGAUGAACAAGCAUUGGAUACUAUUGAGGAAGCAAUUCUGAUAGCUCGCGAGAACAAAGAUAAUCAUGCACUUACCUAUAUUCUCCUGUGGCUCUACAAUUUUAUGAAAAACAAACCUCAACUUUGGCUGCGGCAACGAUUUUACAAUGCCACCAACGAUCAACAGCUCCUAGAGGUGCUUUUGAAAAAGCUGAAAAAUGAAGUUCCAUUACAUACGGUUGCUUACACCUACGAGGCAGCACAAAAUAUGUCGAAAGGAAAUCUCCAUGACUACAUGGAACUGAUCCUAAAAGGAAAUUUUGUUGGUCUAUAUGCAACGUCAUCGCAGCCUUUUUUCAUCCUGACAAAUAUGGCAACGUCUGUGUGGAGACAAGUGGGCUAUUUGGCUGUUGCUGAGGUUUACAGUGACCUUUCGCAACGCGCCAUUAGUUGUACCAAAGAUGCCGUAAAUUUUCAUUGUCAACAGUACUACUUGAACUACAUAAGUGGUGAAGAUGAGUCAGCCUUGAGCGACAUGGCUAUAUUGCUGGAGCGCUUCAAAGACCACCCAUCAUUCAAUCACAUUCAAGUGCGCCGUCUUCUCCUCGAAAUGGAUGCCUACAUAAGGAGAGGGAGAUAUAGAGUUGCUCGCCAAAUAUAUCAUCAACUCGAAAGUAGUCCCAUUCACGAUUACGAGAUGGAAGUCGAGAUCUUGAUUAUGGAAAUAUCCCUUCUAAUUGCAGAAGGCAAUUUCUCCAAAGCCGUGGUGAAGAUCACCAACAGAUUGAACACAAGUGUUUCCUUAAGCAGCUACCACAAACUCAAGCUUCAGAUUUUGAAAUGUCUGGUAUUUUCCAAAACCGAGAAUCAUAUUAAGGGAGUUACCCUUUUACUUCGUCAGAUAACUGCUGCUAAAAAAUUUGGCUUCUUAGGCCUUAUGGUGGAGGCGCUGCUUAUUCUUGCCAAAAAUUUAACAGCUGUGGGCUAUCAUAGGGAUUCUUAUGGUGUGCUAUGUCAAGUGAUGCCACUAGCUUUAUCCCUAAAUCUUCAUCACCUUCAAAUUCAGGGCUACUUAGAGUUGGCGAAAGUCUGUUGUAAAAUGUAUCAGCAACUGGCUUGCAAGCUUGGGCGAGUCUUGAAGUUUCUUAAUUUGGCGAUCGUGGGGUUCAAGAAGGAAGUGGCAUUAGUGCCCUUAACCGAGUGCUUCAAGUUGGAGAAGGAAGUCGCUGAGAUUUAUGGAGAUGAGGAAUUGCUCCAGCAUGCAAACUUAGGGCUUCAGAAGUUGGCUCUCCGAGUCAAGGAAGAAAAAUUUUGUGGUUAUGAGAAUGACUGUGCGCCUUAUCGAAAGCGCGAUUGA